Messenger RNA from [Torrubiella] hemipterigena, 2829 nucleotides. NCBI's taxonomy places the organism in Eukaryota, Fungi, Ascomycota, Sordariomycetes, Hypocreales, Clavicipitaceae. The record is from the annotation of a GenBank genome assembly.
CUCCGAACCACCGCCAUCAAUUACCCGCCGGCAGCAUCUGCUAUCUGGCCCUUAAACUAGCCUUGGAUUGUGCAGGGCCCUUGUCUACCCGCGCUUUGUCUCGCGCAUCUGCUUUUCCCCAAUGUCUCGCCUGGUCGACGACGAUCGGGAGAUGGACCGGGUGGAGGAUGCAACUGCCGUUGACGAUGGAGAGCACGCUCGCCCGCGCAAGAGAACCAGACGAGCAUGCGACAAGUGCAGCUCGUCGAGAACAAGAUGCGACGGUGAAUUUCCUUGUCGAAGAUGCGCCGGUAAGAAUACGGCUAUGCUUGCCACUACAAUCGCGAAGUUAAGAAGCGCGGUCGCCUUCGUGCCAACGACGCAGCCAAACGGGAGCAAACGUCGCCAAAGGCAGACACUGCUCAACCGACGACCAAGGACUCGCCCGCAGCGCCAUCACCUUCGUACUCGUCGCCAACCCCUCGAAUGUCGAUUCCACCUAUUUCUGAGGAGAGAGUUGGUGGUUUUCGACCCAUCAACAACCAUCAAUCCCCGUCAUCGAAUGAUUCGCCCCUGCUAAAAGAUGCCAGCUAUGCUCCCAAUCCGCCACAGAACCGGACGUCGGCGCACCUAAACAUCACAUCCUUGGUCAAUGCCAGCUAUCAGUCACAUCAACCAUCUAACCAAAUGUCUCCUCCGGGCGCUCUCCCAGAUGGACGAGAUCGGGACAUUGGUCAGUCGGAGGGCUACCCAUCUCCUGCCCAAGCUUUUCAGCCCAGUGAACACGGCGGCCGGCGCGAGCACAGGCCGUCGUUCCAUUCAAACGCUAGUAACGAGCGAAUCAGGGAGUCUUUAAGCAGCUCUGCCGGUCGACGCGAUACCUAUUCACAGGAAGGCUACUCAAGAAACAAGACCGACGACUGCCAAUACAAAUUUCUGCAGCCCGUGCUCCCGUACAUCCGACAUAUCAUCUCUCCUGCAGUUGCCUGUGAGCUACUCGACAUUUUCCUCACGGAUCCAGGCAGCUCGCUCUUCCGCGGCGCAUCGCCUUACAUUCUUACUAGGAUCUUCCGAAAAAAGUCUAUCCUGCAUCCGACAAACCCGCGAAAUACCACUCCAGCACUAUUAGCAACAAUACUGUGGUGUGUCGCUCAAACAGCAGACGUCAUGGUCCUACAUGUCCCGGGAACACGCGCUCGUAUAGUCAAUGAGCUUUACAAUGUCGCAACUGCUUUGGUUUCAGAGCGUGACCCUGACAGAUGGAGGAGAAUUCACGGCGGCCUUUCUGCGGAAAACGAUGCUCCUCACCCUGGACAAAUUGGUUCCGCCAUUCUGCCAACGACAAGCGUCGCCAAUGAGCCAGUGGGGUUGGUGGACGAUGUCCUUACCUUUAUUCUGCUGUCCAUUGCGGUUUCUGGUGGCGACUUCAAAUCCGACUGUUAUAAGUGGUGGUCCAAGGCUGUACGGUUGGCGUUUUCUCUUCGACUGCAUCGCGAAGAUGAGCGCUGUACUGGACCUGUAUCACCUUGUGCAAACCCGCUUUGCACUUGCCAUCGUGAUGAGGAGCCUCGUACCAUUCAGCAGGUCGAGAGACAAGAGGAGAGGCGGCGAGUGUUUUGGCUUCUAUAUAGCCUGGAUCGACACUUGUCUUUGUCCUUCAACACCAUCGUCACCAUUCCAGAUUCCUAUCUAGAGAUUUACACUCCUCUGCCCAACGCCGUGUGGGAAAAUCUCGACUCCAUACCGUCCAUGGACUUUCCAGUCCGCGCAUACGGCCCACCCACUCUCGCUACAGGAACCGAAUUCUUCGAAUAUUUCUUGCCGUUGAUGGCUAUUCUAGGCGACAUUAUUGAAAUCCACCACCGCCGACGACAUCCACGCUUCGGUGGUCUUGAUGACGCACACUCUGUGGCUGUGGUAGCCAAGAUGCUGGCUGAUUUUGAGUACAGUCUUGAAGGCCUCUCUACCGAGAGUGCCAUUCGUGGCUAUUCAUCAGCGCCUGUAAUUUCGCUAAACGGAAAUGGUGGCCCCAUUCCGAAUUCGUCGUCCUUCUCGACGGACCAAGCCAAAGCACGUCUUGUUAAGGCUUAUUCGACGCACAUACUUCACGUCCUCCAUGUAUUGCUCCACGGAAAAUGGGAUGCACUUUCCAUGUUGGACGAUGGAGAUGAUUGGAUUACAUCGGAUCACUUUACAAAAUGCGCAUCCCACGCGGUCAUGGCGUCACAAUCCGUUUCCACGAUCCUUACCAUUGAUCCAGAGUUGACCUUUAUGUCUUAUCUAUUUGGCAUAUAUCUUCUACAAGGUAGUUUUAUUUUGCUUCUCUUCGCUGACCGCAUGCCUCAGCUUGGACCUAAUGAGUCCGUUGAGCAGGCGUGUGAGACCAUUAUCCGUGCUCACGAAGUCUGCGUGGUUACGCUCAGCACAGAAUUCCAGAAAAAUUUCCGCAAAGUGGUUCGGUCAACAUUAUACAGCGUUCGUGGUGCUGGUACGACCAACUGGGAGGAGCACAGAGCAAGACGCAGAGCGCUCUCACUCUACCGAUGGACCAAAGGUGCAAAAGGGCUUGCUCUUUAAUCCUCAAUGGUCUUCAGAGCCACCUUGUUCUAAUUUUUUCUUGUAUAUAUCUUCUUCUUUUUUUUUACUUUUUGGUGUUAGGUAUUGUUGCAAGCAUAGCGGUAGAUAGUGUAUGGGUAUGUGUGAUGUAAAUAUUAUUUUCUUAUCCAAAUCUCAUUGAAAGCUUGAUAUAUUUACACCCACAAGUUCUAAGACUUUAAAAAUAUAUCUAGAAAUUUUAUUCCGUAAAAUAUCUUCGCAGGUCGUAGGUUCAAUGUCUAUUCACAGUCGUAG